Messenger RNA from Neurospora crassa OR74A, 4872 nucleotides. RefSeq names its product histone deacetylase HosB (gene hda-4). NCBI's taxonomy places the organism in Eukaryota, Fungi, Ascomycota, Sordariomycetes, Sordariales, Sordariaceae. The transcript has a single exon. The record is from RefSeq and is a predicted model, not a curated record. Gene Ontology annotation, cellular component: nucleus. The coding region runs from base 761 to 4399 and encodes 1212 amino acids. Gene Ontology annotation, molecular function: histone deacetylase activity.
GGCUGCAAGCACUUUAUCAUCCCGCUCAUCAAAUUGACCCCUUCAGCUUCAGCUCCGAGUCCCCUAUGACGUCCAACGCGCGUGACGCGCCACUUACACUACAUAGUACUCCCCCAACUUGCCCGACGCCCAGACCAACAAGGAGGACGGGAGAAGCGAGGCGAGCGAGGCUCAUCACUCAGGGACCCAGGACCCCAAAGGCCGAGAUGAGAUGGGAGAUUACGCUCGCCCCAGUUCAUCUCUCAAGAACCCGAAGCUCUGGACCACCAAAGGUCCCCGGCGUCCCGAUGACUCCCUCCAUCUCUUCCGGCACAAAUGAUCUGAGAUGAGCGUGUCUCUGAGUCGUCUUUGCCGCGGAUUGUCGUCGAAUUGGACGGCUGUCUUGUAUCUCUCCUUAUCUCCUUUUCUUUCUUCUUCUGCCAUUUUCAACAUCAUUCUGCGAUAGCAACAAACGAAUCGAUAGAGCCCUUUCUCUCGUUGGAACCCUCCUGUUUUUGUUUACUGAGUUCUGCCUUGGCGUUCCAUCACUGUGACCCCCAGUUCACAACUCUUUAGUUCCGUUUACCCCUUUGUGUCGGUUGUUGAUUAAUCCCAUUCUCACGACGGAGGCACAGUAUCCGGACUGCAGGUUCCUUACUUGAGGCAGGGCCGUCCUUGUGCAUCGCAGGAAGCAGCUUUCAUCCGAACUCCUUCCUCCCAUCCAGAGCCAGGCACCAACCGACCCCUCCUGAUAAACGCCGGUACCGUGACCACAGUGACAAUGCCGUCGUCCUCCUCCGCCGCGUUUCACAACAGGCCAUCAUCCUCCGCGUCCGUGGCAUCCUCCCGGUCUUCCGCCACUAAUCCCAGGAGAGUUUCCGGUGUGCCAGCAGGUGCUGGAUCAGAUGUCCAUACAACUCCAACCUCAGCGUCAAAUCUGCAACAAAGACGGCUGUCACGAACGGCGAGCAAAGGGCAACUGGAUAAGAACAAUGCGGACGGGGAUUUAACACAGUCCUUGAACCACCUCUCCAUUUCUCUCGCGUCCCCGUCCUCCGUCACUUCACAGUCUCCUUCGCCUAGGAAGAGUCCUCGGUCUGCCAACCACCCGCCACCUGCAAUCAGUCCCCUUCGCCCCCAGUUCUCUACUUCGACUGCUGGAUCGCCAAGCGGGACGCCCUCCCGUCCCGGUAGCGCCAUGCGGAACGUAUCCUACGGCGGGCCACCGUCUCGCUCUCAAACUCCCGCACUUCGCCGCAAAGCCUCCAUGAACUCGAUCCAGGUCGCCCACAACAGCAAUGGCCAUGGACUUCGUCGAUCCAGUUCAGUCAACCUCACACCGUCCGCCGCCAAGAAGUCACCUUUGAACGACAUGUCUCCUGAUACGUCCGAGUUCAAAGUGCCGCCCACCCCGCAAUCCAUCGCGAGUGACCACUUCAAGGCCGAACUUGAGAUUCAUCACGGACAUGAUCCAAAGCUGUCGGCCGAGACCAUUGUUAUUCUGAACGAUGCAUGCUAUGGACAUCGCUAUUCUCGACCCCGGACAUCCAAGGCAAGCCUGAGCACCAUCGUCGAACGACCCGAGAGGAUUAAGGCCAGCGUCUUGGGAGUGUCGGCCGCCUAUGUACGUCUGGGCGAGCGACACCAAGACGGUUCGUUCCCGAUUCAUCCGGAUCAGCAUCCCAGCAACCUCCCUUCGGUACCUUUUCUCAUACAAAAGACGACUCGACGACUGGCCAUCACAUCUCCGACAGUAACCAACGUACAUGGCACGAAAUGGAUGGAGGAACUCAAGAUCAUGUGCGAUACCGCUGAAGCGAAGCUGGCGACGAAUGGCAAAGAACUUCAACGUCCGGAUAUGGAUCGUGGACCUGAUGCGGAAGAGCCUCCAAAGUUCCAUGAAGGUGACCUCUAUCUGUGUGCAGAAUCACUAGAUGCUAUGGAAGGAGCUCUCGGCGGUGUCUGUGAGGCCGUCGAUGCGGUGUUUAAGCCUGAGGGUCCGAAAAGGGCUUUUGUAGCUAUUCGCCCGCCUGGCCACCACUGCUCCGCCUCGUAUCCUUCGGGCUUUUGUUGGGUUAACAACGUUCAUGUGGGCAUUAUGCACGCAAUUCUGAGCCAUGGCUUGACCCAUGCCGCCAUUAUCGACUUUGACCUCCACCACGGUGAUGGCUCCCAGCAAAUUGCUUGGCAGCACAACUCAAGAGGCGUAAAGGCUGCAAAGAACGCAGCGAUGUGGAAGAAGACCUCCAUUGGGUACUUCAGCCUUCACGAUAUCAACUCGUAUCCUUGCGAGACCGGCGACGACGAAAAAGUUAUGAACGCGAGUGUAUGCAUCGACAACGCUCAUGGACAGAAUGUGUGGAAUGUGCACCUACAGCCCUGGGAGACAGAAGAGGAUUUCUGGGCACUCUACGAGUCCAAGUACACCGUCUUGCUUGAGAAGGCGCGCAGCUACCUUGUCACACAGGCGGAGCGCUUGCGAGCAGCAGGCCAAAACGCCAAGGCAGCCAUCUUUCUUUCUGCUGGUUUCGAUGCCAGCGAAUGGGAGGGCGCUGGAAUGCAGAGACACGAAGUCAACGUCCCCACAGAGUUCUAUGCUCGAUUAACCCGAGAUGUAGUACGGAUUGCAGCAGAAGUGGAUACGGCUGUAGAGGGCCGAAUCGUCAGCGUACUGGAGGGAGGAUAUAGUGAUCGGGCGCUUUGCUCUGGCAUCAUGAGUCACGUUUGCGGCCUUGCUGGAGCUGGUUCUACUGGAAAUGGCAAAGCUCAUGAUCAGUACAACCCUUCGUGGUGGUCUGCUGCUGCGCUUGAACAUUUGGAAACCACACUGUUGACCCCCCCACCCGAACCACCAAAGCCCCCUCGGAACGUUGCGACUCCUACCUACUGUUCACCUACACAGGCCUCUACGGCACGGUCUGUAGCGCCACGGAGAAGUAUGUCCGGACUCCAUCAGCACGCACUCAUGGCAGCCAACAGGCCGAUGUCACCAAUGCCGGCGAGAAUACCGAUGCCCCCUGCUCCAGAGGUUCCGUGGGCUAUUGCUGCUUGCGAACUGAGCAAGCUUCUUAUUCCGCGCGACCGCCAAACGGAUAGCUGUACUCACACAGAUCUUAAUGCUGAGGCCACCAAGGCUCGUCGGGAGCGCCAGUUAGCCCAGGCGAAUACUUCGGCGUCCGAUGCUGGCACUGCAAACUCGUCGGAUCGGCCCUCUACAAGGAUGGCCUUAAGGGAGCGUAAGGCCAAGCAAGCAGUGCCUAUCAAGGAGGAGGACACAGACGAAGACCGAGUGGACGCUGUGUCCGCAGGAAAGACUGGUGUGCCCCGAGGAGGCGCUCGUGCUACACGUAGUCGACGCCUUAGUGCUGCUUCGACCAUCGUCCCAGACAGCCUUGACUCGUCUCCUCCAAGCCACAGAUACUCAGCCACAAAUGCGGAAGAUGAUGGAAGACCGGAAACAUCCAUGAGCAUCAGGCCCGAGUCUUCAAUGAGUGUCAGACCGCAGGGGAACCCUCUUGUGGUCAAUAAGACGCGGGGGCCAGCAAAGAGCAAGAAUGUUCUGCAAGCACCGAGGACACAGAGGCAGAUUUCAACUUCAACCAUCGAAUCAGCAAGGAGCUCCAACGCAUCCCUAGUAUCACCAGCUUCGGCUUCCCUUAACGAUCAGCCAUCAACUGGUAGCAAUGGCGACGGCGUAGAUACAGUGACCGGCGGGAUGAAGAAGGUUAAGAUUACUCUUAUCACACAAGCCCAGAAAGAGGCUCGCGAGCGGGAGCGUGCUGCGAAAGAAAACGCCGGUGCGAUUUCUGUCGUUACAUCCAACCUACAGGAAAACAAACUUCGUCAACAACAGCCUACGCAGACACCCGUUGCCACAGUCCAAUCUCCCACCGAAAGCAACACCACCUCUCCCGCGCCAUCCACGCAGUUCUACACUCCCAACUCACAAGGUCGGAACUCAUUUUCCUCCUCCGAAGACAUGGACGCCACGGACAAGUAUCCGGAGCUUUUUGGGCACCAUCACCUCCAAGACGGGGAUGGUGACAUCGACAUGGAAGAUUUCGAAAUACCCGCUCUUGCAUCCACGCCCAUGCCUAGUCGUACUUCAUUCCCUCUACCGUUGAGGCCUCUUCAAGAGUCUUCCACUCCCUUGGAAAACUUCAUACAGUACCAGCCUCCUGCUGGCAAGCACCAGGCCUCUGUACCAGCACAGACACCAACUAGUCCCGGACAAGCUAUGAACAGAAAGGACGUGCCCGUGUUUACUGCCACCUCAGCCAUUCCCUUUUCGCCCCAGAAGACGGAGCCAUUGCAGCAGUCUCCGGCGCCGUCUACGCCUGCUUCAUUGCCAAGUGUGAUCUUUGCUGGACAGAAGCAGGAAGAGAAGGAAGAGGUUGUGGAGACGCCAGAGAGGAAUUGAUUCGAUGUCUGAAAGAAGAGAGGGGGUGGAGGGAUGUGCUUGCUUACUAACAUGAAAAAGACACAUGGUGUUUGCGUUCUCUGUACGCUGUACGUACACAGUUUGAUAAUGUUUAAACUCUGUGCUGUCUGGUUCGGGAAUCUACCCCAGGAGGUAGGUAUUAAGUUACUUGCGGCGCGAAAGUUUGGGUGCUGUUGUGUUCUUUUCUGACGGUGUUUGGAGCAAUGCGAUCGAUGCAUUUUUGCUUGUAUCCUUCUAUCUUUGAGCCGGCAGACAGUAGGUGCUCUGUAAGCAGUCUUCUCUGGCUUGUUCUCCUUCCCUACCCUGCUAGGAUAGUGUUUGGAAACUUGCAUGUUUGAAAUGUUUAAUGUCUUGUCUUGUUAUUUGGCAGCUUUUUGUCCGCUAUGCGUUAGGAAUUAGAAACGAAAAUAAACAUUUCAAGCAUAUCCGAUGAGCUUGAAUCCCAUCUCCUC